Molecule: messenger RNA, 6108 nt
Organism: Plasmodium gaboni
Lineage: Eukaryota; Apicomplexa; Aconoidasida; Haemosporida; Plasmodiidae
Product: putative histone deacetylase
Exons: 2
Coding region: 1-6108 (2035 amino acids)
Source: RefSeq, a predicted model, not a curated record
AUGAAUAUCGAGAAAGAUAAAAGAAAUAUUCGUUAUGAAUACGAAUUAGAUAAAAUAAAAAAGAAGAAGAAGGACAAUUUAUUAUGUUUGAAUAUAUUGAAUAAUAAGAUAUAUUAUAUAUGUUACAUAUUAAAAAGUAAUUAUAGAGAUACAUUGAAUGAUAUAAACUUAGAAAAUAAGACAGCUAUAGAAUUAUGUUUAUAUCAUUGUAAAUCAUAUAUAUUAUUUUUAUUAUUAUUCUAUCCAUAUCUACAUAAUUACAUAAGAAUUCUAAAAACGAAUGAUUUAAGAUUAUAUAAGAAUUUUUAUAAGUAUAUAUUAAAAAGACGAAAUAAUUUCCAUGUUUUAUUAUUUAAAUAUAAAACAUUGGAAGGUAUCAAAUUAAAAGAUCACCAUGAUAAAAAUUCAAAGGAUAUUAUUAAUUAUAUGGAUAUAUAUAAUAUUAAUAUGUUUAUGAAUGGAGAAUUGGAUAUAGCAGAUACAGAAAAUAAAAAUAAAUAUUUUCAUAAAAAUAAUUAUUUGAAUGAUUUAUUAUUAUUAAAUGUAUAUUUUAAAGAUAUUAUGUCCAAAAAUCAUUUUAUAUGUAUUCUUUUUUCUAGAAUAUAUAUAAAAAAAUAUCACAAAAAGAUAUUUCGUAUACUAUUACUUAUACUCUUUUAUUUUUCUUUGCCAAGAUUUCCUUUUUCUAAAAAUUUCUUCAUUACAUAUCAUAAUUGGAAGAACACAAAUAGAAAUAAAAAUGAACAGAAAGACACAAUCGAAAAUAAAAAUGUAGAGGAAUAUAAAUCGAUUGAAGAUAAUAAGAAGAUAUGCAAAAAUAAUAAGGGAAUAGAAGAUGUAGAACAAAGCCUUUGCACUAGACCACAAAUAUUAUGCAUUAAGAAUGAAGAAGAAAAUGGAGAUAACUUAACAAAUCUUUUAAAUCAAAAAAAGAGUUCAAAAAAAAAAAAAAAAAAUAAAAAUAACAUAUCCUUUUAUUGUAAAAGAAAAUAUUUCAUGACACCUUUCUUUGAACAUGUUAAUAUUCCUACUAUACAUAUUAAUGAUUAUUUUUCUAAUCGCAACAAAAUAUUUAAUAGAGAAGAGUUUAAAAUUGUAAAUAAAAAGAAGAGGAAUAAUAGCAGAAAGAAGAAUACAUAUAAUCCAUAUUUUAAUAAUAAUAAUGAUAAUAUUCCUAGUAGUUUUUUUGAUAAGAUUGGUGGUAAUAAUGUGAGAACAAACCAAGAGAACUAUAUGAACCACUCAGAUAGUAGCAGUAGUGUAUCUAGUGAUCUAAGUGAAGAUAUUUUAUCAGAUAUAGAAGAUGAAAAUACAUUGAGAAAGUUUUUUAAAAAAGAAAUUAAUAAUAAAUAUUUAAAGGAAAAUACUAAUAUGGAUGAAGAUGCAAAAGAAGAAAAAAAUAUAUAUAAUUGUAUAAAUGAGAAAGAAACUUUAUUCAAUGACAAACUAAAAGAAAUUUAUGAUAAGUUCGCUAGAUCUACUAUAACACAUAUGCAGAAUGGUUUUUUUCAAAUGAAUAUAAAUGAAUAUGAUUUAUAUGAUGAUAAUAAUAUUAUAAGAAGAAUAUAUAAAAAAGAUGAGAAGCAAGGAAACUAUAAAUUUGAAAAAGAACCAUAUGUUAAUGAUUUAUGGAUUAAUGUAAUAAAUUUUAAUGAAGCAGAUGAAAAUAAAAAUACAUUAAUACAUAAAGCUUGCUUAGUAGGAAAUCUUAAUAUUAUAUAUGUAUUAUUAUAUUUAAAUGUAGAUCUAUUUGUAUAUAAUCAUAAGAAUGAAUUACCUUUACAUUGUACUCUAUAUAAUUGUGACCAGUAUAUUUUUCUCUUACUCUUACAUAAUACAAUCGAAUGCUUAUUUUUUGUUCUAUUAGAAAGAUAUGAAAACUGGAAAAAUAGUCAAAUAUCUAAAGAACAAAAAAGAAAAGAAAAAAAAAAUAAAAAAAAAAAUAAAAAAAAUAAAAAAAAUAAAAAAAUAAAUAAAAAAAAUAAAAAAAAAAAUAAUAAUAAUAAUAAUAAUAAUUAUGUAGUAAAUUAUAGUAGUGUUAAUAAUGCUGGAAUGUACUCAAAUUUGAAUUAUAAUAUAAAUGAAGAAAAUAAUAUGAUGUAUUUAAUUAAUUCAGAAAGUGAGGAAGGACAAGCAUUAUUUAUAGAUGCUAAAAAAAUGAAACAAGAAAAUAAUAACAAAAAUAAUAAUGUUCAAAGUAAUGAAAAAGAAGGAGAAUAUAAAAAAAAUGAAAUGUAUAAAAAAUAUAUUAGAAAUGGAAAAUUUUUUUAUUUUAAGAAUAUAAAUGCAGAUUUUCUUCAUAAUGUUAUAAAAUUAUAUAUAAGUGUAAUGGUUAAAAUAAUUGAAUUAGGAAAUUUUGAAUUUUUAAAAAUUCUUUUUAAUUACAACAAUUGUGUAUUUUCUUAUAUUUUAUUAAUGAAAGAACUGUUUUCAUUUUUAUGUUCAGUAGCUUGUAUGUAUAACUGUUUAAAUAUUUUUCUCUAUCAUUGUGAUAAGAUUAUUAAGUGGUCUUCAUUUGCCAAAUAUGUGCAGGAGCAAAAACUGGUAUAUUCAGAUAAAAGUAAGAAAAGAAAAAAUAUAUCUUCAUAUGGAACUAAUAAUUAUGACAAAAAUGAAAAUAUCUUAUGUAAUAAUAAAUCCAAUGAUAUUAUUAAAGAUGAAGAAGAAAAAAAAAGAAACGAAUUUCAGAAUAAUAAUCUUUUUCAGAGUGGUCCUUGUAGUACUAUAAAAAAAAAUAAAAUAAAUUGCGAGACAUCGACAAGUAAUUCUUUUUUUGUAAAUAGUUAUGAGAAAAUUGAAAAUGUUCAUCCAGAGGAUUUUUUAAAUACGUUGAGGAGUGUGCCUUCUAUAAAUAAGGAUAUUAAUGAAAGUGGCAACAACGUUGAUGAUAAUAAUAUGAUUGAAAAUAAUAUGAUUGAAAAUAUUAAUAUUGGAUGUGAUAUAUCUUUUAAUAAAGCUCAUUUUUGUUUGAAUGAUAACUAUGUACAUUCAAAUAAUGUCGAAAAAGUGAAUGAUGCAUUAGAAGUUUUAUGUCAAUCAAGAGAGAAGAAAGAAAAUAAGUAUUUUAAUUAUAAUAAUAUUAUUAAGAAACGUAUUAAUAAAAUGAAUGGCAUAGAAAUAUUUUAUUCAAAAGAAUGCUUUAAACAUAUAUUUGUUCCAGAACCAUGUGAUCAUCCAUAUGAAAGAAAUAAAUUGAAAAACAAUAUUCCAGAAAAUUCAACAAGAUUAGAUGUACUAAUAUCUAAUAAGCAUGGUAUUUUAAAUAUAAAUACGUUUGCAAAAUUUAAAGUUACAUGUAUUGAUAGAAAAGCAACAGUGAAUGAUAUAUUGAGAGUACAUGAUAUUUCGUAUUUAAAAUUUAUAUUGAGUAAAAUAAGAAAUUUUAAGAACACAUAUGGUGAUGAUGAUAAUGAUGAUAUAUAUUUUGAUGACUUUUUGGCAAAGGCAAAAAAGAGAUUUAAAAAUUAUUUAUUGACAAAUAAUAAUGAUAAUAAUAAUAAUAAUAAUAAUAAUAAUGAUUUUUAUAACUUUACUAUAGAUAAUGAUGAUGAUGAUGAUGAUAAUAAUAAUAAUGGUGGUAAUAAAGAUAGUCCCAGAGAAAUGAAUGAUGUAUUGGAAACAUUUUAUUUAAUAAAUAAAAAGAAUGAAAUAGAAAAUAAAGUUUUAAAUAAUAUGCAUAAGAAUCAUUUGAUUAAAAAUCGAGAUAUUUAUAUAAACAAAUAUUUAGAAAAAGUUCGUACAUCUUUGAAUGAUAAUAUAAAGGAUGUACCAAUAGUUUCACAUGUAGUAAAAAAUAAGAAAAAAAAAAAAUAUUUAUUUAAAGAAAAAUAUAGGAAUUAUUAUGAUGAUAGAUAUAUUUAUGAAGAUGAAAAAAAUGUGUUUUUAGAAAAUGGUAUAAAAGUGAAUAUAUUUACAGAUGAUGCAUAUUCAGAAGCUAAUAAUAUUAUUUCUAAUAAUAAUAAUAUACUUUAUAAUAAUAAUAUAUAUUUUAAUAACAAUUUACUUUAUUAUAAUAAUAUUCUUAUGGAUGAAAAAAGGAGUAAGAAUACUUUGUUAGAUAAUCAACAUAAUAAUAGUACAUCUAACUCUCAAGGUAAUUUCUUCAAUAUAAAAGAUAAAUUAUCAAGCAAUAAUUUCAGUAGCAAAGGAAAUGAAGAUUAUUUAAAAAAUAAAAAAUCAACGACAAGUAAAUUAGAAAAAUUAUUGCCAGUAGAUAAUGAUACGUUUGUAAAUAAACAUUCUUUUAAUUGUGCUCUUAAUGCUAGUGGGGUUGUUUUGAAAGCUGUAGAUUUUGUAUAUGACCAAAAGAAAAUUUUGAAUUAUGAAUAUGAAAAAUUAAAAAAUUGUAAAGAAUGUAAAAAAUAUAGAAAUUGCAAAAAAUGCAAAAAUUGUGAGAAAUGCAAAAAAUUGAAUAAAUUGAAAAAAUUGAAUAAAUUGAAAAAAUUGAAAAAAUGUAAAAAUUGCAAAAAUUGCAAAAAAUGUAAUCAAUGCAAAACAUGCAAAAUAAAUACCCUCAAUUUUAAUCCUAAUAGUAGAAAGAAAAUAUUUUGUGUUGUUCGUCCACCUGGUCAUCAUUUAGGUACCUUUGGUGCUGCUCAAUUUAAUUUAACAGAUGAAGAUGUUGCAGCAGGUAGCCAAGGAUUUUGUAUAUUAAACAAUGUAGCUAUUGGUUUAGCUUAUGCAAAAUAUUGCUAUAAAGGUUUUGAUCGUAUUGCUAUUAUAGAUUUUGAUGUUCAUCAUGGAAAUGGUACUGAACAAAUUAUAAGAAAUAUAGGAUUAAAAAAAAUGAGAAUAAAUGAAUAUAUAGAUAUAUAUUCUUGGAAAGCAUGGAAAGAUAAGGAUGAUAGAAAAACUACAUUUUUUAGUUCUAUACAUGCAUAUGAUGGAUUUUUUUAUCCAGGAACAGGUUAUGAUGCUGUUGAAUUAGAUCCUUAUAUAAUUAAUGUUACAUUAAAAAAAAAUAUUGGUCCAACUGAAUUUCUAAAAUUAUUUCAUGAUAAUAUAUUAAUACAUCUUUAUAAUUUUAAACCAAAUUUAUUAUUCUUAUCUGCUGGAUUUGAUGGACAUAAACUUGAUUAUGUAAAUAAUGGAUUCAUAAAAAAAAAUACAUCCACAUAUUUUUAUUUAACUCAACUAGUUUUAUCAUUACAAAAUAAAUUAAAUUUUCCAAUAAUUAGUGUUUUAGAAGGCGGAUAUAAUACUUCAAAUGAUAUGGCCUCUGUAUUUAGUCUCUCCGUUUUAGAGCAUGCAUUAUCUUUUUAUUAUAAUGAUAUAAGAUUUAUUAAUAAAAAACGAACAAAACUAAAAGAUAUGCCAAAAAAAAAUAUUUUAAGAAAGAAAAAAAAAUAUAAUGAUGACUUCAAUAUAUGUUAUACUCUAUGUAGUAAAUAUUAUGAUGACUUGAAUAUAUAUUAUGAUGAUUUUAAUAAAUAUUAUCAUGAUUUUAAUAAAUAUUAUAAAAAUUUUAAUAUUAUUAUGAAUAAAAAAUAUAAAUACACUCCUGCUAAAUCCAAUACCCAAAAAAAAAUGAACCAACCAAUUCAUAUAUCUAAUACAAAUAUUAUAGAUCAAGAAAAUAAUAAUAAAAUACAAAACAUUUAUGAAAAACAAAAAAUAUUAAAAGAAACACCUAUUUUAUACUUCCCAUAUAUAUUCAUAGGAAAAGAAAAAUUAAUAAGUAUGUUCGAAAAUUAUUUUUCUGUUUUUAAAGAAAAAACAAAUGAAACACAAGAUUUGAAAUUAAUUUAUAAACUAAUAGAAUAUAAUAAUUUCUUGAAAGCAUAUGAUUUUAAAAUUUUGGAUAUGAAAAAGAAAAUUAACAAAUUUAAAGAUACACAUAAAGCUGUUUUGAAAAAUAUUCUAUCAGAAUCUUAUAAUGAUUAUUUAAAAAUAAAAUAUAUAAAAUUACCAAAUAAUUGUUAUUUCUAUGAAUUAUUAUUACAUCUUCAAAUUAAUAACAUAUAUGUCAGAGGCCAAUAUAAUAACAAUCAAAAUAAUAAAUUCUUUUCAGCAAUCAACAAUCCUUACGAUUUUAAUCAACUCGAUCUUGAAAAUUUUAAAAGACACCCGGAAAAGAAAUUCGAAUUAAUAAAAUUUUGGAACGAAUAA